AAUCAACACUAUACAGUAAGCGUCUGAUGAUAGAGAUGGGUCGGAGACCUUGGCUGCGAACAGCAAGGCAGAGGAAAUUAUUCAUAAUUAUAGCUCCUGUUGUUCUUUUUACUUUUACGUUUUCACCUUUUAUAUCACAACUAACAGCAAAUAGUCUAGAAAAAAUGCGUGGACGAUAAUAACUGGAUUUUUACAAGAAAACAGUUCCUGCAAAGAUGUUAUGCUGUAGGCUUACUCCAGGAAGCUUCAAUCACAUCCACAAGACAGUGAGACGGUUAAAGUUUACCACUCCUGAAGAUUUUAUUCCGAAGAUUACCAAUAUUGCACCUUUAUCAUCAUUAAGUCAACAACAUAUUUAUCUUGCCAAGUCUCAAAGGUUUUAUUCAACAACAUCAUUUGAACCAGAAGGAGAAUCAACACAAGAACAGAGCACAGAACGGACAGAUCCUGUUAGGACAAUUUAUACCUUUCCUCGUAUAACUUACGCAAGCACUCUGUCAAAACUAAAAAUAUUUCAGACAGUUGCAGUUACAGGACUUGUACCAUAUGUUUAUGCAGGAUAUAUAAUGGGAUCAGUAUCCUAUGUAUUUAUGUUAAGUAGCCUUACUAUAAUGAUAACAUCUACAAUAAGUUUGUAUCUUAUAGGUGAUAUUAUUUCUAAGAUGGUCUGUAUCAUGAAGUAUAAUGAUGACACAGGUGAUGUCAACAUCUCUCAUAUCAAUUUCUGGGGUAGGAGAAGGGAUGUUACAAUACCUUUAUCAACAUUUGUACCCAUCUCUGACUCUAAGGAAAACUUGACUGAUGCCUACAUAAAGCUAGACACAUAUGAUAAAAGCGAGUCAUUUCUAAUAUUCUUAAAUACUUGCACUGAGGAACAAAAAAAUGAAGUGUUAAAGUUAGUUGGUUGAUAUUUGUAUGAUUUAAUGUUGGAUUAUUCAGGCUAUUGCUGGAGCAUUAAUUAUAUUUGUGAAAAAUGUUUGUUGAUCUAAUUAUGUUACAUGCAGAGUAUCACAUUAUAAUAUAUAUUAAAUCAGUGUUUCCUGAA
This is a messenger RNA of Ruditapes philippinarum (Manila clam), 1045 nucleotides long. Its product is annotated as transmembrane protein 186-like. Bases 216 to 908 code for a protein of 230 amino acids. Gene Ontology annotation, cellular component: mitochondrion. The record is from RefSeq and is a predicted model, not a curated record. The transcript is spliced from 2 exons. NCBI's taxonomy places the organism in Eukaryota, Metazoa, Mollusca, Bivalvia, Venerida, Veneridae.